UAUUAUUUUUUGAUAAUAAAGUAUAUUUUAGAUUUGAGUAUUUUCUUGUUCUUCAAAAUUGAUUUGAUAAAGUUAAGUAAAAAAUGCAGCGAAGAGUUGUAGUUACUGGUAUCGGAGUUAUUUCACCCGUGGGAUUCGGAUUGAAAGAAUCCUGGAAAAAUAUAAUUGCUGGAAAAUCGGGUAUUACUAAAUUAGAGGGCAAAGAAUAUGAAACAUUACCAUGUAAAGUGGCAGGAUUUGUUAAUGAGAAUGGCGUGAAGCUCCAACUAAUUAAUCAUUUUAGUAAAUCAGAACUGAAGACUAUGGCACCAGCAACUAGUUAUGCCCUUUUGGCUGUGAAAGAGGCAUUGUCUGAUUCAAAACUAGAUAAUAUGAGUGACGAGACAAAACUGAAUACUGGUGUAGCUGUUGGAAUGGGUAUGGUAGAUUUAGAUGACAUUUGCUCAACAUAUGAAUCACUAAAAAAAGGGUAUCAUCAUGUCAGUCCUUUUUUUGUACCUCGCAUCCUUCCCAAUAUGGCUGCAGGUCAAAUUAGUAUCAAGCAUGGAUUGAGAGGCCCCAAUCAUUCUGUUUCAACAGCUUGUGCUACAGGAGCUCAUGCAAUUGGUGACUCUUUUCGUUUCAUAAGAAAUGGUGAUGCUGACAUAAUGGUAUGUGGUGGCACUGAAGCAUGCAUAUCUCCUAUGUCAAUAGCUGGAUUCUGUAGACUCAGAGCCCUAAGUACUUCAUUCAAUGAUGAGCCAGAAAAAGCAUCAAGGCCAUUUGACAAAGCCAGGGAAGGGUUUGUGAUGGGGGAAGGAAGUGCUAUAUUGAUUUUAGAAGAACUAGAGCAUGCUUUGUCACGUGAAGCCAAAAUUUAUGCAGAGGUUUUAGGAUAUGGAUUAUCAGGAGAUGCUUCACAUCUUACAGCACCAAGACCAGAUGGUGCUGGGGCACUGCUAGCCAUGCAAAGAGCUUUGAAAGAUGCCAGGGUUGAAGUAGAUAAUGUUACUUAUGUGAAUGCCCAUGCAACAUCUACACCCUUAGGGGAUGCCAUAGAAGUUAGGGCAAUCAAAACUCUGUUCAGUGGAGACUGUGGAAAUGUUGCAGUAUCUUCAACUAAAGGUGCCCAUGGACAUUUGUUAGGUGCUGCAGGUAAUCUAGAGGCAGCAUUUUGUAUAAAAGCAGUAGAAGAGGGAAUUUUGCCACCUACAGUGAACUUGGAAACUUCUGAAGAUGAAGACAUUAAUUUUGUACCAAAAGUUAGUCAAGAGUGGAAAAAAUGUGAUAGAAGGAUAGUUUUGAAAAAUGCAUUUGGCUUUGGUGGUACAAAUGCUUGUUUAUGUUUUGCUCAGUUUAUAAACUGAAAACAUGGCUAAAUAACCUGAGAAAUUUACAGGGGAUAAUCAGGAAUCCUGGUCAAUCAUUGGGUGGUAUCAGAAAUUUCCGAGAUUCCUGAAUAGUAAUGGGUAACAUUUAUCUGGUAAUUUGAGAAAUUCAGAAGAAUUAAUUUACCAAGGAAGUAUACUGGUUCUUGGUUCAACUUUAUGUUAAUUUAAUUCUUAUUUAGCCAAUAGAAUUCAACCAUUAAAGCUUUAUCAAUGUUUGAUAAUGUGAUACUAGUACCCAUGCUGGAGAACACCAUAUUAUAGUUGAGUAUUAUGUUUUGAUCAUGAAUGCCUUAAAGUUUCACAUAUUCGCUUGAUCUGUAUUCCAUUCGUUAUUCUCGGCAUCUGAUUGAUUGGAUAACUUGUUUUCAAAUAAUCACGGCCAGCAAUACUUGUUUGUCACACAACGAUAUUGUUUACCUUCAUUUGAUUACUAAGCCUAACACAGUGGAAUAUGGAGAGAAAUAAAUAAUCGCUAUUUU
This is a messenger RNA of Phaedon cochleariae (mustard beetle), 1849 nucleotides long. The record is from the annotation of a GenBank genome assembly. Lineage: Eukaryota; Metazoa; Arthropoda; Insecta; Coleoptera; Chrysomelidae.